GCUUCACACUCACCUGUGGCAUUGAGAGACAAGAAAGCAGAGAAACCGAAGGUAGAUAUGUAGUAUGAUAGGCAGAGGGCUUGACAAGAAGAGAAUUAACAGUAAGAAGCUACCAUUGCCUCUCAGCAUGUCUGUGUCCAAGCCGGAGGAGCAGCUUGUUCAAGAGCUGAGCUGUCCCAUCUGCCUUCAGCUCUACUCCAACCCAGUGGUUCUCCCCUGUGGGCACAACUACUGCCGAGCUUGCAUCUGCAAGUCCGUGGACGUCACGGACAAGUGUGGCGAAACGUUCCCACGUUGCCCGGAGUGUCGAGAGGAGUUUGAGGGCGCGGGCUCCCUCCAGAAGAACUUCAAACUCUGCAGCAUCAUUGAGGGUUACCAAGCCACCAUACCGCAUCUGGACAUGCAGCACGACACUUUGCCCGAGACCAUGCAAGUUCACUGCGACUACUGCAUCGACCAGCCAGUGUUGGCUGUGAAGUCCUGCCUGAAGUGUGAGGUGUCCCUUUGCUCCAGGCACCUUCAGAGACACCAUGAGAAGGAGUCAUUCAAAAUGCAUGCCGUGGUGGAGCCUCUGAAUGAGCUGGGGGUGAAGGGCUGCGCUGUCCACCAGCAGCAACUCGAGUACUUCUGUUCCAAUGACAUGACCUCGCUGUGCGGCACAUGCUUCCUACAGGGCCAUCACCAGAACCAUGAUGUGCUCACCUUCAGCGUGGCCGAAGAAGAGAUGAGGCGGGCACUGGCGAGCCGCAAUAAGCUUGUGUCCUGCAGGCUGCAGAUGACCGAGACUCUCCUUCAGAAAACGGCAGAGGAGCAGGGAGCCUCCGAAGCCAUAGGUGACAAACUGAUCAACAAGGCUGUCUCACUCAUGGACAGUAUGGCUGCACUCGUGGACAGGUACAGGGAGCGUCUGCAUCUGCUUUUGGAGGAGGAGAGAGGCCAGCGCAGGAAUAGCUGGCAGCACGGAGUGAGUGCACUGGAAGAGCAACAGCAGCAGUUACUGGAUGCCCAGCGAAGUGCAACACAGGCCCUGAGUGAGACUGACACAUGUGUCUUCAUACACAGGUUCCUGAUGAUUGAAAAUCAGCUGAGAAAGGUUGUCGAAGUCACCCUCCCCUCCACAAUCCCAUCAAAGGCACCGCUCAACACCAGGCGUCUCCAGACAGGCCUCAAAACCCAGGACUUCCGCUCAGAAAUGAACCUCUUCCUGGAUUCUCUUCACAUCAUCCUCAACCCGCUUGACCUCACCUUCAACAUCUUCACCGCCCAUCCCAGCCUGAUCAUGUCCAAUGAUCUGCGUACGAUCAAGUACAGCUCCAGCAAGCAGGCAUACCCAGAGCACACGGAGCGUUUCACAAGUGCACCACAGGUUCUGUGCAGCCAAGGUUUCUCAAGUGGUGAGCAUGUAUGGGUGGUGGAGGUGGGGGCCAACAGCAUGUGGUCACUGGGCGUGUGUUACAAGAGCAUCCCGCGCCGUGGAGACCACAGUCGUUUGGGACACAACUCUGUGUCCUGGCGACUGCAGUGGAAAAACGGCAAGCUGACAGUGUGCCAGUCCUCCUCUAAUGUGGCUCUGGGAGAAACGACUACCAAUCCGCUAUGCAUUGAGGUAGCGUUGGACUAUGAGGGCGGCACGUUAUCGUUCCACAGCACCAAAGGGCGCAGGGAUCACCUGCAUACCUUCAGGGCUGUGUUUAGGGAGCCAGUUUACCCAGUGUUCAGUAUUCUAUCAAACACACCAGAAUCCUGGAUCACUCUGAACAGUGGGGUGUGAAAUGUCAUUUUUUAAAUACUUUCCUUGCAUAUUUGUCUGUUCAACCAAGUAAACUGGCCUAAGACCUGAGGUGGAGGAAGUUCUCAAACAACAAAAGUACAAAUAAAUAGACUAAAAUGUUCCCAAGUAAAAGUUAAAUUACCAUAGUAAUUUUUCUACUUGACUAAGUGCUGUUAAAUGUAGUUAAAGUAUUAAAAGUAAAAGUACUUGCUGAGUGAAGCCUGUUCUCUAAUGCAACACUCUACUUCAUCAUUAUGGUUGAGUCUCGGCAUCUUCCAGAUCUAUGUUAGAUGUUGGUUCACCAGUGAUGCUACUGCUGCAGUGGGCGGGUUCUAAUGUCACGUGCGCGCUCUGAUUGGACCAGUGGACCAGUUCCCCUCUUGUUAUUGAUUACUUUAAAACAUUUAAAAACCCAACAUCAAUUUGUAACACAAUGUAUUGUAAACAUGUUGCAAGAAGAACAUUUGCUGAUAUGGAGUAAAAGUGAAAAGUACCUGAAAAUAAAUCUACUUAAUAUGCUAUACACCAUUUUAUGAUGCCAUGCUAUUAAAGUGUUUAUUUACUAUUAAGCAUGACUGCAUUACUAAAAUUACUAAUCAUAUGAGAUCAUUUGUUUACAAUAAUUGUUUUUGUUUCUCAUGAUCAGGAUCAUUUUUGUGGAGUAUGUAUGCUGUUUAGAUCUGCUUCUAAAUCCUCUCCCACGUUACAGUAAACACCUCUGUCUAAAUUACUCAGAGCGAGAUCAUUACAGACCUGUUUCUAAUUGACCUUUCCUCAGUACACUUCUAUGGAAAAUUCUUCAGAACCAGCUUCUUGUUUGUUGAACCAAUAACAGCAUUUUAGAAAAGCAAACCUCAGCACUGACGCAGCACUGACAUUUGUAAAAUGACCUGCGAAUCAGAGUGGAUGUGUUAAAUGUCAUUUCUCUCUCAGAUUUCAGUGCAGCUUUUGAUAUGAUUGAAGAUUUUAAUUGACCGACUUGAGAAAUGGGUUGGAUGCUCGUGACCUGUGUAAUUGCAGUUGUUGUUUUUUCAUGAUUCAUGCUUCCACUGGGUAACCUCACUAUGUCAGUUGCUGACAAUACACAGCUUUUUUCAGUGAACUGGAUGCUCUUAUUGCCUGCCUCAUGGACAUGAAUGUAUGAAUAGGUAACAUCUUUUUAAAUCUAAAUGAGGAUAUAAAAAAACAGAGGUAGGCCCCAAAAUAGCAAGAUAAUAUACCUGCUCUAUGUUUGAUAGUCUCAGCAAAUUGAUGAAAACACAUUCUCAUUUUAAAAAGGUAUAAUAAAAUAUCCUUUUUUAAACUCUUUAAGUCAGAUUUUUUUUUAACUCAGAUUCUACAAUGCUCAUUUACACUUAACAAUUUAGACUGUCGUAAUUUUCUUUUUUACUGUAUUACUAAAAAGUCAAAAAAAAAGCAUCAACUAUUUCAACUCUUUUAGAAUUGAUUUUAAAGGUUGAAUUUGUUUAUAAAGGAUCUUACUCUUCCCUACAUCUUUCCGUUUGACGG
Molecule: messenger RNA, 3280 nt
Organism: Hippoglossus stenolepis (Pacific halibut)
Lineage: Eukaryota; Metazoa; Chordata; Actinopteri; Pleuronectiformes; Pleuronectidae
Product: E3 ubiquitin/ISG15 ligase TRIM25
Exons: 4
Coding region: 65-1771 (568 amino acids)
Molecular function (GO): zinc ion binding; protein binding
Source: RefSeq, a predicted model, not a curated record